Messenger RNA from Aureococcus anophagefferens, 1611 nucleotides. RefSeq lists its product as hypothetical. The record is from RefSeq and is a predicted model, not a curated record. Gene Ontology annotation, biological process: transmembrane transport. The transcript has 7 exons. Gene Ontology annotation, molecular function: ATP binding; ATP hydrolysis activity; ABC-type transporter activity. Lineage: Eukaryota; Pelagophyceae; Pelagomonadales; Pelagomonadaceae. Gene Ontology annotation, cellular component: membrane. Bases 1 to 1611 code for a protein of 536 amino acids.
AUGGCCCGAGCCAACAACGCCGAUGGCUGUGUUUGUCACAGACCUCAUAGUGUUUGGAGUGAAGAGAAGGCCCACUUAGCGGUUGACCACGGUAUGCUACGGUUCGAUCUCAGUGAUGCAUGCCGUUGGUGCGAUGCUACCGCCACUGUUGCCCGAAUUCUGACUAGAAUCCAAUUACAACUUUUUGAUGCAAUUCUCAUACAAGACAUCCAAACUUUUGACGAAACUAGGGUUGGUGACCUCUUGGAGAGAAUGAGCACCGACGCUUUGAUUGUGAAGGAUGCCAUGGCGCGCUCGGUCAUCAACUUUUUAGAGGGACUAAUCAAGUUAUCUGUCGCUCUUGGAUUUAUGACAUGGGCCAGUCCUAUCCUAACUGGUAUAUUGCUGACUUGCCUGCCAAUAUUGGUCCUCAUCUCUGUACCUAUGUCUAGGGCACUGAAGUCAGUCGCUCGGCAAUUGAGUGAGGCGAAAGCAGCAGGCACGAGUAUAGCGCAGGAAAUGAUAUCUUCUGUGCGCACGGUUCGUGCCUUUGCCUCUGAAAGUCUGGCCCGCAAGCUCAUCUCGAAUUUCCUUGUGGGCCCGCAAGUGGAGGAACACAGGAAAGCGCCCCUGCUAUGCAUGCUCGCGGGUCUUUUUAUUUGUGUGCUGAUGCUCACCGUCUUUGGGGUUCUCAGUAUAACAAUUUGGCUGGGUUUCUUGGCUGUACUCGACGAUCAGCUGGACCCUGGUGUUUUGUUGAGCUUCUUCUUGUAUGCUUCUUUUGCGGUCGGAUGCACCAUGGGCUUACUAGCAGCCACCGCUUCUUUAAUGAGUUCGCUUGGAGCCGUAUUGCGCAUCACUGCGAUUCUAGAUCAAGAACCUGUGAUACCUAUCUGUGAUAUGAAUGCAUUACGGCCAAGUACAAUCAAAGGCCGCAUUGAGUUUAAAAGUGUCCACUUUGCCUAUCCAUCAAGGCCACUGGUCCCUAUAUUGCGCAACUUUAGCCUAUUGAUACCCGCAAACAAAGCAACAGCGCUAGUAGGCAUGAGCGGGGGUGGGAAAUCUACAGUGUUAUCUGUCUUGGAGCGCUUCUAUGACGUUGCUGGCGGGCAGGUCGUCCUAGAUUAUCACGACAUUACCACCUUAGAUCCAUGUUGGCUGCGGCAGCGCAUUGCCUACGUGCAGCAGGAACCAGUCCUCUUCUCUUGUUCAAUCGCUGAGAACAUUAACUUUUCCCGCCGCGCCGCAAAGGAAGCGAAUGCAUUUAAAUUUAUUGAAAAUAUGAGCGAUGGAUUUGAGACCGAAGUCGGUGAGCGUGGCAUGCUGUUGAGCGGAGGUCAAAAGCAGCGCAUUGCAAUCGCGCGCGCCAUUGUAUCCAACCCGCGAAUUUUGCUCUUAGACGAAGCGACGUCCGCGCUGGACUCGGAGUCAGAAGCCCUUGUACAGCAGGCGUUAGAUCGAUUGAUGAUUUCCCGCACCGUGGUUGCCAUCGCCCAUCGCUUGAAAACAAUUGUCAACAUGGACCAAAUAUCAUUGCUCUCACGAGGCGAGGUGGUAGACUCGGGAUCUCACGCUGACCUAUUGCAGCGCUGUGCUGCAUAUCAGCAGCUUGUGCGUGCCUCGACUCACUAA